AUUGUUCUCGCGCUUGCUUCCCGCCGCCACCGUCCUGACUUCAAGACGUAGUACUCCCUCAGAAUAGCGCCUCCACUAUGCCCGUCGGCAUUGAAGCAUGGUUCCUCCAGAUACCUCCAAUCACCCGAUGCUGGGUCGCUUUAGCAGUCGUGACCAGCAUCGCCGUGCAAUCACAGAUGGUCACUCCCUUGUCGCUAUACUUUAGUCCGCGCAGUGCUUUUGUGAACGGGCAGUUAUGGCGAGCUGUCACGAAUUUCUUCUACUUUGGCUCGUUAUCCUUGGACUUUGUGUUCCAUUUGUUCUUCUUCAUGCGCUAUAGCCGCAUGCUCGAGGAAUCAUCCUUUGCAAAUCGUAAAGCAGACUACUUCUGGCUCCUCCUCUGCUCCUCCGUCAUGCUUCUCGCCCUCUCCCCCCUCUUCAACCUCCCCUUCCUCUCCGCCUCACUCGCCUUCGUGCCCAUCUACGUUUGGUCCCGCCGACACCCCCUCCUCCCCAUCUCGCUCUUCGGGCUCGUCACAAUAACCGCGCCCUACCUCCCCGUCGCCCUCAUCGCGAUCUCGUGGCUCCUCAACGGCUCGUUCAAGGCCGUCAUCGGGGACUUCGUCGGCUGCGCGGUCGGCCAUGUCGCGUGGUUCUUGCGGGAUGUGUGGGCGAGGGAGAUGGUGGGCGGAAGUACGGUUCUGACAGUUGCGCCGGAGGCUUUGUGAGCGUUCAUAACUGAUGCGGAGGGUUAUUGAAGGCUGACGAGGUUGACAGAAAACGUCUAUUCGGCGACGCGUUCUGAGGGUACGGACCGGGGGAUGUACUAACACUGUACUAGUAUAAUAUGGAUGCUGUCGAUUGCUUCCCUGUCCUUGUUUGCUUUGGGUCGAUGCCCUUCUUGACUUGCUUCGCGUGC
Schizophyllum commune H4-8 is the source of this 898-nucleotide messenger RNA. RefSeq names its product Der1-like protein. The record is from RefSeq and is a predicted model, not a curated record. Lineage: Eukaryota; Fungi; Basidiomycota; Agaricomycetes; Agaricales; Schizophyllaceae. Gene Ontology annotation, biological process: endoplasmic reticulum unfolded protein response. Gene Ontology annotation, cellular component: endoplasmic reticulum membrane; Hrd1p ubiquitin ligase ERAD-L complex. The coding region runs from base 78 to 707 and encodes 209 amino acids. The transcript has 5 exons. Gene Ontology annotation, molecular function: ubiquitin-specific protease binding; misfolded protein binding.